Ambispora leptoticha is the source of this 616-nucleotide messenger RNA. Lineage: Eukaryota; Fungi; Glomeromycota; Glomeromycetes; Archaeosporales; Ambisporaceae. The record is from the annotation of a GenBank genome assembly.
AUGGAAUUAUUGAAAAAUCGAAUUCUUUUGCUCGAAGGACCAAAGUUUCCUUCGUUCGACUUUAAUUUUUCUGCAAAGACCAACAGCAACAGGUUUCGUAUCAAAGAUCAAAUAAUAUUCUUGUAUUCUUCAGACGCAAUACAGGGAUCCGCUGAAAGUCGUGACGACGAAAAAGAAGAAAGUCAUACUGUUAAAACUGCUGGAAGUGUUUGGGAUGCAGUAAACAUCGACACAGGUUUAAUACUUGCUAAAUACAUUGAAAAACAAUCGAUCAUAAGCAAUAAUGAUACUUUAAAAAUUGAAGGGAAAAAAAUUAUAGAACUGGGAUCUGGAAAAUCGAUUCCAUCAAUUGCAGCCAUAAUACUCGGGGCAAGAAGCGUCACGAUAACCGAUUCGCCGAGCGUUAUACCAUCGAUCUUGAGGAUUAUGGAGUUGAACAAAUUGAAAAGUAAACAUGUUCAUGUGAGAGCGCUUGAUUGGGAACAAAGAGAAACGUAUAUAGAGCAAUUAAAUAACAACGACGACAAUGACGACUCCACACCAUAUGAUUAUAUUUUUGCAGCGGAUGUUGUGUGGGUUGAUUAUUUGAUUGAGCCGUUAGUGGAAACAAUUGAUG